AUGGCUGCUUUCGCAGAUUUUGACAAUACGGGUGAGAAUGACACAUGUCACGACCUCCAUCUGGAUGAUAUCAAGGUCGAGUUUCAUCCAAAUAGUGGAAAGCCUGCUCAGAUAUUCCGUUUUGAGGAAUACACGACAUCCAGCAAAACUUCUGUCAACAGCCCAAUUGAUUCAGAACCAUGGAAACCCUUUCGGUCACGCCUGGAUUUCGAAAUUGCAGAAGUAAUGCUGGAUACACAUAUGAACAAGUCUCAGACCAACCGACUUCUCUCACUUAUUCACCAAUGCAUCAAAACCCCAUCUGAAUUCACACUUGAGAACAGUACAGAUUUAGAAAAUGUAUGGGAGAAUGCUCGGAUGGCCCGCACUUCAGGAUUUAAAAAAACCACUAUCUCUGUCCCAUACAAAGGAGAUGAAAUCUCUCAUGAUGUUUGGACAUAUUCAUUGUUUGAGUGGACGCGGCAACUGCUUGCCGACCCUGGCCUUAUUUCACAGUUUCAUUGGCAUGCUGAGCAUCACUACAAGUAUGAUGGCUCCAAAUUUGAACGUUUUAUAGAUGAACCAUGGACAGCUGAUGCCUGGUGGAGAAUUCAAUCAACCCUUCCACCUGGUGCACUUCCUUUUUGCAUGAUUAUUUAUGCAGAUAAGACACGCCUAUCAUCCUUUGGUUCAGUCAAGGGCUAUCCAGUGAUUGGUCAGCCAGCCAACUUGGAUGUUGGAAUCAGAAAUGGAACAGGUGUUGCAGGUGGAAGAGUAUUUGGAUUGCUUCCAGUGAUAGAUGAAGAUUCUGGAGAAGCAGGGAAAAAAGGAUACAUCAAUUUCAAACGAGUUGUUUGGCACAAGGCAUUUUUCCACAUUCUGGAAUCCAUCCAACAAUACCUCAAAACAGGCUAUACAUUUACCAAUUGUGCAGACAGCAUUGAUCGACACAUAUUUUGGUUCAUCUUGAUUGCAUCUGCUGACUAUGAGGAACAGUGCAUGUUUUCCUCAAUUCGAGGGAUUGGAAGCAACUUCCCAUGUCCAAUUUGCCUUGUUCCUGCUACUGAGCAAGCCAAUAUAUCAAAGAUAUACCCAGAAAGGAGAGCAGAAAAGAUGGAAGAAAUAUAUAGAGCUGCACAGAAACUUUUAUCUGGUCCAAAAGAUGAGCUUCUCAAAGAGUUUGGCCUCCGUGAUGUUGAGAAUGUUUUCUGGACUUUCCAUGGUUCAGAUAUACAUAGAGCUCUUUCAUUUGAUCGCCUUCAUGCUUAUCAUGGCGGUCUUUUCUCAGACCACUUGCUGCCAGAAGUAAAAGGACAUAUCAAUGAGCUUGGAAAGGAGUCUGCCAAAUUGCUUGAUACUCAGAUUUCUGAAAUCCCUUCUUGGAGUGGCCUCAAUCAUUUUAGUGGCAUUAUGAAAACAGAAUUUGCUGAUGGAUCAAAGUAUGAGGAUAUAUCAAAGAUUAUUGUCUUUGCAGCCCACAACAUUCUCUCCAAGAAUGUUUCAAAGGAAGGAUUUCAUCUCCUUAAACUAAUCCGGAGUUAUUUAGAGCUGGACAUGUAUGUAUCAUUGACAGUGCACACUGAAUCCACCAUUGCAGCAGGUCGGGCUGAACUACUUGUCUUCGAGAAAUUGCUACAUGAAUAUAUGGCAAUGAAUACUGAAAAAUCAUGGAACUUUCCCAAAGCUCAUAGCCAUCAGCAUGUUUUUGAUGACAUUCAAAACAAGGGAGUGACAAGAAAUUACAAUACAAAGCCAAGCGAGAAAUCCCAUGGUGCACUGAAAUCUGCCUACAAAUUUCACACUAACUUUAAAAAUGUUGAAUCUCAGAUUCUUCAAGUUAAUGAAUCACAUUUAGUUGCAACAAUCAUACAUGCUAAACUUGAAGCUCUCGAUGAAGCCCAGAAUGCCCUGGAACAGGAAGAAAGUGAGAAGAUAAACUUGUUUGGCAGCCAACAUAUAUCUCUUGGUUCUCCAAAUCCUGAGAUUACGCUUAAGGAGAUGGAGCAGCAGGGAAUUCAGGAUGCAGCAUUUCGAGAUUUUCGCAAGAAGCUAGCCAAGUUUUUUUCAAGGUUUUUUGGUCAACAGAUACGACUUCGGGAUGACGAAAAGAUCACUCCCUACAAAUAUCUUCGAGCCAAUCAUGAAUCAACAGUUGAUUGGUUUCUUGAGACAGAUUUGCUCAGGGUCAAUCCCAAUUUUCACAACAAGGAGCACUAUGAUUGUGUUAUUGUCAAAAUUGAUGACAGCAAGCACAUCUUUGCAAGACUAUUGUGCAUAUUCAGUUGUGUAAUCAAGUCAACCAAGUACUUUAUGGCGUUAAUUCUUCCCCUGGAUCUGCCACCAUCUCUCGUCAAUCGUGGACGUGAUCAGGAACUUCACUUUACACAACUUCGAUCACGACCAAGGAUUUCAAGCUGCUUUAUUUCUGUGGAGUCAAUUGUCCGUGGGGCUCUUCUGGCCAAUGAUUAUGGCUGUGAAUAUAAGGAUGAGUUUCUUGUCAUAGAUGUUGCAGAUCAGGAUAUGUGGCUUCGGGUGAAGUCAUUGACACUUACACAUCGUGCUGAUCUGUAG
Laccaria bicolor S238N-H82 is the source of this 2550-nucleotide messenger RNA. RefSeq lists its product as uncharacterized. The coding region runs from base 1 to 2550 and encodes 849 amino acids. The record is from RefSeq and is a predicted model, not a curated record. The transcript has 11 exons. NCBI's taxonomy places the organism in Eukaryota, Fungi, Basidiomycota, Agaricomycetes, Agaricales, Hydnangiaceae.